Molecule: messenger RNA, 511 nt
Organism: Colossoma macropomum (tambaqui)
Lineage: Eukaryota; Metazoa; Chordata; Actinopteri; Characiformes; Serrasalmidae
Gene: map1lc3c
Product: microtubule-associated protein 1 light chain 3 gamma
Exons: 4
Coding region: 11-481 (156 amino acids)
Biological process (GO): cellular response to nitrogen starvation; autophagy of mitochondrion; macroautophagy
Cellular component (GO): autophagosome; autophagosome membrane; cytosol
Molecular function (GO): ubiquitin protein ligase binding
Source: RefSeq, a predicted model, not a curated record
GCUGCGCUUCAUGAGUAAUCAGGCCGGGCGGGUCAGAGGCCGUGGGAAAGCCGAGGGGAGAGACACAUCAGACAGCAUGCCUCCGUUUGAGAAAACCCAGCACCCAAAGCCCUUCAAACAGAGGAAAAGUUUCGCAACACGAAAGCAAGAAGUGGCAGGAAUCCGCAGCAAGUUUCCAACCAAGGUUCCGGUGAUUAUUGAACGGUACCAUCGGGAGAAAUACCUGCCACCUCUGGACAAAACAAAGUUCCUCGUCCCACAAGAGCUGACUAUGACCCAGUUUGUCACCAUCAUCAGAAACAGAAUGACUCUCAUGCCAAGCCAAGCUUUCUACCUACUCAUCAACAACACGGGCAUCGCCAGCAUGUCUCUGACUAUGGCUCAGGUGUACAAGGACCACAAAGAUGAGGAUGGAUUCCUUUACAUGACCUACGCCUCCCAGGAGAUGUUUGGAUAUUGGGAAGUGGGACCACCUCGAUAGAAUGAAAUGAAGUAUAUAGACUGUUGGGUC